AUGUCUCUCGAUGAGAUAGAAAAGCCCGAGCGUUAUUGCCCUGGCGGAUAUCACCCUAUAUCUACUGGCGACCAUCUGAGUGGCCGUUACGAUGUCGUCCAUAAGCUCGGCUUUGGUACGUAUUCGACAACCUGGCUGGCGAAAGAGAGAACUCUGGAGAAGUACGUGGCCAUCAAGAUUGCCGUUGCCGGAGCAGAUAUACGAGAGGGAAAGAUACUUAAUACCUUGGCUUUCUCACAGCCAGAUUUCUCAGAGCCAAUCUCCAGGCUGAUCCCUCAAGUGCUGGAUACGUUUUCCCUUAAUGGGCCUAAUGGAAAGCACCAGUGUCUUGUUACGGAGCCGGGGAUGAUGAGCAUAGCUGAGGCGAAGGAUGCGUCAUAUAGUAGGACUUUUAGAAUGGCCGUGGCUAGGGCGAUUGCAGCGCAGGUUAUACAAGCUGUUGUUUUGCUGCACCACCGCGGCGUAGUUCGUGCUGACCUACACCCUGGCAAUAUCAUGCUGCACUUGCCGCACAACAUAGACAGGCUUUCCCCGGAGCAGUUAUAUGAAAAAUACGGACACCCUACUCUCGAACCAUUCGAGCGUCUCGACGGCAAGCCACUCUCCCACAACAUUCCUUCUCACGGCGUUGUACCCAUCUGGCUAGGGAAAGACAGCGACCUGGUCUCCCUCUCCGAAGCGAAAGUGUUCAUCGCUGAUUUCGGAGAAUCAUUCCUGCCAUGCACUACUCAACGGUACUAUUCCAAUACACCUGCUGUCCUUGCACCUCCGGAGAUCUACUUUCUCCUAAAUGAACCCUUGUCGUUUCCGUCUGAUAUAUGGACCCUCGCGUGUACUCUGUGGGAUAUAUUAGGCCAAAGACCAGUGUUUGAGGGGUUUAACCCGUCCAGCGACUGGAUGAUAAAAGAACAUGUGGAUUCACUAGGUAAGUUACCGUCUGAGUGGUGGCGGACAUGGGAUGGGAGGGGGAGAUGGUUUACUGAGGAGGGCAAAAGAAUAUCUGAAGGAGCAGGGAGAUCAUUAAUUGAUCGGUUUGUUGAUUCUAUACAGGAGCCGCGGCGGGGAAGUACAGCAGAGAUCGCAGAAGAUGAGAUCAGGGCCCUGCUUGCUAUGUUCAGGGGGAUGCUGGCUUUUCAGCCGGAUGAAAGACUCACUGCAAGGGAAAUCAUGGAGUCUGAGUGGGUGCAGAGGUGGGCUUUGCCGUGCUUGGAAGUAGCAUAG
Molecule: messenger RNA, 1221 nt
Organism: Aspergillus puulaauensis
Lineage: Eukaryota; Fungi; Ascomycota; Eurotiomycetes; Eurotiales; Aspergillaceae
Exons: 2
Coding region: 1-1221 (406 amino acids)
Biological process (GO): regulation of mRNA processing; protein phosphorylation; spliceosomal complex assembly
Molecular function (GO): protein kinase activity; ATP binding
Source: RefSeq, a predicted model, not a curated record